AUGACUUCUACUGAUGGGACUUCUUGCGUAGCAUGCUUUACUGGGUGUGCUUCUUGUACCGGAACUCUUUAUUAUCAAUGCAGCUCUUGCUCUUCAGGUUAUUAUUUGUUAAAAACAAUUUGCCUUACUUAUUGCCCUUCAGGAUACACUGCUGAUUCAUCAGGCCAUUCAUGCACUCUAUCUUCAUCCAACUCUUUAAGUCUAUCGCUACAGAAUUUAAUUAAAUUAGAUACAGUAAGCGGAGUUUCUGUAGGAUCUUCAAACUCAAAUACAUACCCUACUUGGGAAACAACAGAUCCGGUUCCUUCAAUUUAUAGGGGAUACUAUUUUUCAGGUAGCAACUAUAUGACUCUUACAUCAUUUACGAUGAGCCCUUAUUUUUCAUUAGUAAUUUGAGUAAAGCCUAUUAAUAAUGGAUAUUUAUUUAUGAAAUUCGAUGGCACUACAAAAUACUUUUACACAAAUUUUGCCUCAGGAAUUUCUGCGAUUAAUAUUCGGCUUUCAGAUUCAACUACAGUUAAUAUAAAUGGAUCUUCAAGCCUAUUAUCAAGCUGGCAUUAUAUAGCGUUUACUGGCGGAAUUGCUUCUGGACAAACUGUUCUUACUCAGUCAAUUGAUGGAGGAACAUCAAUUUCAGCUACCUCUACCUCCUCAGCAUAUUAUAAAGAUCUUGGAGCACUUUACAUUGGAAAAGAUAACACGGGAUCAGGAGGAUUCACUGGAUUUUUGUGGAGUUUGAAGAUUUAUAACGAUAAUACUUACGCAUCGCAAGAAUGAAUAACAUCAGGAUGUCCUGGAUGCACUGCUUGUCCUUCUGAGCUUAAAUGUCCCGAUAGUUGCCCAUUUGGACAGUUUUAUUCUAGUUCUUGCGUUUCUUGUGUAGGCUCGUGCCCUUAUGGCUGCAGAUCAACACUUACCUGCAGGCUAUGCAAGGAUAAAGAAUGCCUCGCAUGCACAGCUUUUGAUGGUUCUUGCACAUCUUGCAUAGCAAACGCCAGCCUUUCAGGGACGACAUGUGUCUGCAAUAAUAAUGCUUUUUGGGAGCAAAGCUCUGAUGGGUGCCAAAUCUGCGACAAUUUAUGUAGCCAGUGCCAAACAAACAAAUAUUAUUUAUGCUCAUCUUGUGGCUCAUCCUAUUAUCUUAUUUCAAAUAUUUGUUUAAGAGCCUGCCCAUAUGGAUUUACAAGUCCAUGCAUAGUAGUCACUUCACCUGUUAUAGAUGCAGCUUUUAAUGGGGACUUCACAGGAACUUAUGCAGUUUUUACGACUGGGGCUAGCACAGCUUCUUAUCAAUUCUUUAAUUCACCUGAGUCUGUGGAUCCAAUUCCAGCAAAGCAAAGAGGUUUAUAUUUCAAUGGAAGUCAAUAUUUAAUGUCAAAUACUAAUAUUUAUCUUUCACAUAGUUUCUCGAUGGGUUUCUGGAUUUAUGUAAUUUCUUCAGGAGAUAUUUUGUCUAAUUCAAGAAUUAUAGUACACCCUUCGUCGUUGCUCGCCAUUAAGUACUUCCUCCCCAUGUCACCCACCCCCUGACGGUCCUGAAAAUUUUUAAAAUGUUAUAAUAUUAUUUGGCAAAGCACCCUCAAAUAUUUUAACUUGUCAAAUUAAUAUUUAACAUGUUAAAAUAUUUGGGACCGUUAGGGGUGGGUGGUAUGGGGAGGCGGUGCUCGAGGCCGAUCCAAAACGGGGUGUAAGCUAUACUGUAGAGUCAUCUGGCUCUAUAAAAAUUAUAUUAGAAAGUCCAUCAGAGGCAGCUUUAUCACAAACAUUGUCAAGCACUCCUUUUGCAAUGUGAAAAUACUUAUCAUUUGCAUGUUCAUUUGACAACCCGACAGUAAUAACUACUUUAACUGUUCAUAACGACAAUGUUUCUGUUGCAUCAUCUACUUACAAUACUCUAAUUUAUAGAGAUCAGGCUAAUCAACAAAUCAAAAUAGGUGGCAGCUCAUCAUCGCAUUUCACAGGCUUUAUCUACAAAUAUCAACUCUGAAAUGUUGCUAUUUCUGAUUUUUCAACACAGCUCAAUGGAAUUUGUGGAUCUGGUUUAUUAGCUACUUGUCUAUGGGGAUGCGAUAUAAGUAAAUACUGAUAUUCAGCAGCAUGCCAGAGUUGUGAUUCUACUUGUACUUUGGGAUGCACGAGAAGUGGAUCUUGUAAUGUUUGUGAUGACCCCCUUUGUAGUGUGUGCACUGGAUUUGAUACAAAUAAGUGCACUACUUGUGUUUCACAUGCCCAUGGCUCACCUUGUAGUUGCGAUUUAGACUAUUACUUGUCUCCAGAUGGGUUUUCUUGCUUGCCUUGCUUUACUGGAUGCUCUAUUUGCUCAUCAUCACAUUAUUACCAAUGCUCAGCUUGCGACUCUUCUUAUUAUUUUUUUAAUUUCCUAUGUGAUACUCAAUGCCCAAGUGGUUAUAGUCAAAAUACAGGCACGAAUGAAUGUGACUUAUCCACUUCUGUGAGUGAACUAAAAAAUUGUGUUUGCUGAUGGAGGAUUAAUAAAAUUUUUUUUUAAAAUUUUAAAAAAAAUCCCAAUUUGUAAAAUUACUAACUCCCCCCCCCCCCCCUCCGUGAGCGAACAAAAAAAAUUUUGUUCGCUCACGGAGGGGGGUUAAUUUUUUUUUUUAAAAAAAUUUUAUAUAUAAAUUAUAAAAAAAUAUUUUUUUCGAAAUUUAAAAAAAAAUCCUAAUUUGCAAAAAUUGGGAAGCAAAUAUUAAUUUAAUUUGCAAAAUUUAUGUUUUAAAAAGCAAUUUGUUUAAAAUUAAACAGAAUUAGCUCUAGAUUUCAUUAUACUAAUUAUCACUUAUAUAUCAAAAUUUUUUUCCAUUAAAAUUUUUUUCUAUUAAAAAAAUUUUUGUUCACUCACGGAGGGUGGGUUUUUGGUCAAAAAAUGGCGAUUUUUCUAAUGGUUUUGUUCGCUCACGGAGGGGGGGGGGGAGUAAAUUGUUUUUUUUUUUAAAAUGCAAGCCGUUAAAAUUAAACAAAAAUUAGCUAGUGAUUUUAUUAUAAUAAUUAUCACUUAUAUACCAAAUUUUUUUUCAUAAAAAAAUUUGUGUUCCUCACAGAGAGUGGUUUCUGGGCAAAAAGUUAGGAUUUUUCAAUAGUUUUGUUUGCACACGGAGGAGGAGUUAGUGAACAGUUUAGUUGUAGAUUUAGAACUGGAUGAUUAUAUAGUGCUUGACACUUUAUCAGGAUUUAGUGUUGGAAGUAGCAAUACAAAUACUUAUCCAGUUAUUGAUUCAAAUGAUCCCAUUCCUUCAAUUAGCCGUGGAUACUAUUUUACUGGACAAAGUCAUAUGACUAGCUCUUUAAUUUUGAGUCCUUAUUUCUCCAUCAUGCUUUGGGUUAAGGUCAUAGACCAGGGAGCUUUAAUUGAAAAAUACAAUGGAUCUUCUCAAUAUUUAGUUGUUAAAACUGAUAGCAGCGGGUAUCCAAAUCUCAAUUUAUUACUUAAAGACGGAUCAUCUCUUAACGCAGCUACACCACAAAAUUUAUUUGCUGAUUGGCAUUACUUGUCAUUUUCCGGAUCAACUAAUCCAGAUGGGACUUAUAGUUCUUAUAGUUAUAUAGAUUCAUCACUUACUAUGACAAAAACUUCAUUAUCUCAAACAUACUUAAGAGAUAGUGUUUCUGGAAUUUUUCAAAUUGGCUUUGAUAAUGCGUCACAGACUGGCUUCAAAGGAUUCCUAUGGAGUUUAAAAAUAUAUAAUGAUGAAACUCAUGCCAGUUCCGACUGAACAACUACGACUUGCACUGCAAACCCUUGCACAAGUUGCCCGGCUGGAGAUUUCUGUCCAAGCUCUUGCUCGCUAGCAAAUUAUCCUGAUAGCACUACAUGUGAUCCAUGCAAAACAUCAUGCUCUAAUGGGUGUAGAAGCAAUCUAGCAUGCACACUUUGCAGUGAAAAAGAAUGCUAUUCCUGCACAUCUUUUUCAAAUAAGUGCUUAAGCUGUAUAGCAAAUGCGGGAUUUGUAGAAGAUUUAUGCCAAUGCAACCAAAAUGCUUAUUGGAACGGGAAUGCAGAGACAUGUGAUCUUUGCCAUACGAUUUGUUCUACAUGCUCUGGACCAUCUUUUACUGAAUGAAUUCAAUGCAUAAUAAUAAAAUAGCUACAUAUCGAAUUAGUUCUCUCCGAGAGUUAUUCCUCCUUCGCGAUAUUUAUUAUUAUAGGAUUCAGUUUUCCGCGUAUCUUUAUGCACAAUUCCAAUGGAAAACUACAUAUGAUUUUUACACCUGAGUCGGCUAUCCUUAGGCGAACGUCAGGUCAAAUGAGACCAGUGUAGGCUUUCUGGCUCUUUUGGUGGGUCUUCUGGAGCUAUUGCUAGACAAGAUGGUUAGUGAUGUCAUCAUCUAGGAUUUAAAAGGGUGGGUGGCAGUCUAAAGCAUCCUGCUGAAGAAGGUGAACGCGCUAAAUUUAAAUUUAUAACUAAGUAAGAAUGCAUCCAAUGUGGGACUUCCUUGAUUAUGCUAUCAAAUAUUUGCUUGGAAUUUUGUCCUUCUGGAUACUCUGUAGUUGGCAAUCAAUGCAAUUUAUCAAAUGAUUUAGUAUUCAGCUUAAGACUCAUCCAGAUAAAGGAUACAGUUUAUGACUCAGUAGGAAACGUUGCCUUUCAAACUGGUAAUGAUAAUAGCUUUUACCCAUUCUAUACGCCCGAAGAUCCAUACGCUACAGAACUGAGAGGAUACUACUUUAGAGGAACCUCCUUUAUGAAAUCAAUUGAUAGUCCCCCCUCUUUAACUUUUGGAACAGAAUUCACUAUUUCAGCAUGAAUAAAUCCAGCUUUAGACACUGGUUACAUAUUUUCGAAACAAGACAGCUCACUUUCAAAUUUUAUUGUCUUUUCACUGAUUUCAGGAAAGCUUAAUUUCUCUAUUAAAUUGCAAGAUGGGACAACAUUUUCAUAUGCAAGCACCAGCUUAUCAGUCACUUUAGGAUCUUGGAAUUUUAUUGCAACUAAGAGCAUAAUAAGUUCCAUGCCUCAGCAACAAAUUUCAUUUUACGUUGACUCUAACUAUGAAAUAUACUUAGAUCUCGUAGAUUCAUGAUAUCAAGAUAUUUCUUCAUCGUUUUCUAUUGCCAUUGGAGCUGAUGCGAACUCAAAUACAAACUUUUAUACUGGAUUUUUAUGAAGUAUUAAUAUUUAUAAUGUUGAUGAACCAAUUACUUCCCCUCUGUGAAUAAGUAAAAUUAUUUGAAAAACCUGCGAACAAAAAUUUUUAUUAAAACUAAUUUUGAUAUAUAGUCGAUAAUUAUCAUAAACCCCCUCCCUCCGUGAGUUAACAAAAUAUUUUUAUUCAUUUACAGGGGGAGCUAGUAGUAUGAUGACUUCAGGAACUUGCUUAGGAUGCUCAUUUUGCCCGAUAGAAUUAUCAAAUGAAUGCAUCCCAAAUUGUGAUUUGCCAUAUUAUCCAGAUGGAUCAAGUUGCACUUCAUGCCAAGCUCAAUGCACUUGGGGAUGUGUGAGACAUGAUAAAAAUUGUAACCUAUGUCAAGAUGUAAUUUGCUUAGAAUGCGAUGACUAUACAUCAGCUUGCAAAACCUGUAGAGAUCAUGCCUAUUUAUCUUCAUCAGUUUGUGUAUGCAUCGAUGGAUACUAUUGGGAUUUAACUAAUGAAGAAUGCAAUUUAUGUGAUUAUUCAUGCAAAAAUUGCACAUCUUCAACUUCUGGAGAUUGCAUAGUUUGUGCAUCUGGGUUUUAUAUGUAUUUAGGCUGGUGUAUUUCGAAGUGUCCAGAUGGGUUUAUAGAGAGUGGAUCAGUGUGUUUAGAAAAAGAUCCUUUUAUAUUCUACCUAUCCUUUGAUACUCUGGAUGGGGUUGUUUUUGACAAACAAAGUAGCAUUCCUGCAUUAACUGGGAAUAGUACAGCGUUUUAUCCAGAUUAUGAUCCAUUUGAUCCAUUAGCUGCCUCAAAUAGAGGAUUUUAUUUCAAUGGAGUAAGCUCAAUUAUGCAUUUGCCUAUUUACUCUAAUUACAGCACUCCAGUUCUCAGCUUUGGCUAUUCAUUUAUACCUUUUCGCCAAGAAUAGCCAACUAAGGAGCAUUUUUUGGUUAGCCAUUCUUAAAUUUGGUUAGCCAAAAAAUAUGGCAUCCCAACAAAUUUGGCAAGCCAGAUAUUGUCUGGCUAACCAAAAAAUGCUCCUUAGUGGGCUAUUCUUGGUAAAUAAAUACACAUUUUCGAUAUGAAUUAACAUAGAGAGUGGCUUUGGAACGAUUAUCUCAAAACAAGAUAAUCUCUAUAAGCCAAUCUUUUCUCUCCAAUUAGUAUCAGGGGUUGUAAUGAUUUCAUUAAACUUUAAAGGUUCAGGACUAAACUAUUUCUUUUAUUUGCAAAGUCUUGAAUCUUACUUAUGAAAUCAUAUAGCUUUUUCUGCAGAAUAUACAAAUUUGAAAAAUACGAAAAUGGCAUUCUAUUUAAAUGGAGCUGAAGAUCAUCAGGUUGAUUUCGGAUCGGACAUAAAUAAAAUGGCAUUCGGUUCGAGCGAAAUUAGCUCUGCUAAUUUUCUCUCUCUCAAGCAAUUUUAUUUAUGGGGUUGGGUUUUACCUCCAGAAUUUCUACAUAGUAAUAGCGGUUUAACUCUGGGGAUAAUCAGAGGAGCUGCUCCUCAGUGCGAUCAAGAGGCUCAGGUCCUUACCCCUCAGCACACCCGAAGAAAGUGACCCUUAGGCAGAACACGCGCAGGAGCUGAGUCGAAUAAAGUGUGGCAGCAACGCAGCCUGUCAAAACCAGAACGCUGUAUUUACCCGUGCCUUAGUGAAUCAAAGUGGAUCGAUCCAGAGGCCCAUAGGUCCUACACGUGGACAAAUAUGGUGGCAGUUCUGGACAAGGCUACCUAUAUUGGAUGUUAAACGUUAUAAAUAAUUUAAGAUUAAGAUUAAGAUUUCGGAUCUGACUACUUUAAGGAUACGAGAACGGACUUUACUUUUACACUUGGAGCAGAAAUAGGCUCUUCAGGCUAUUCUAAUUAUUUUAAAGGGUUUAUUUACGAUAUUAAGGGAUAUAUAGAAAAUUCCUGGGGAUAGCGCGGAAUACGCUAUCCCCAGGACCAACCGGGAUCGGAUCCCACAUGGAACGAGGGUUCCAUGUGUGGAUCCAUUUUUGACACGUGAAAGUAAAUAUCUCACAUGUCAAAAAUGGAUCCACACAUUGAACCCCCGUUCCAUGUGUGGAUCCGAUCCCGGUUGGUCCUGGGGAUAGCGUAUUCCGCGCUAUCCCCAGGAAUUUAGUAUAACUCAGUAAAAAUUAUAUCGUCCCUCUCAUUACCUGCAGCACAAUGUACAGAAAAUUGUAAAGCAUGCCUUACAACUGAUGUCUGCAUUCCUAAUUGUCUCAUUAAUCAGUACUGGGCUGGCCCACAAUAUAAUAAAUGCUCCGAAUGUAGCAGUGAAUGCUCAAGCUGCAGAGAUUCUAGUAAAUUUUGUAGCCUUUGUGACAAUCCUAAAUGUGUAUCUUGCUCUGAUUACACUGCAGACUCCUGCCUUGAAUGCAUAUCUGGGUCGUCAAAUACAACAAAUUGCCUAUGCGAUAAUGAUCUCGCUUGGAAUUCGAGCUCAGGAAUAUGCGAGAUGUGUCAUCAAUGGCAAUACAAAGCAAAUGACUCUUGCUAUGACUGUCCUCCUCUUUGUGCUCAAUGUGAUAGCGAAACUAAGUGCACAUGGUGUAUAAAUAAUGCAAUCUUAAAAUCAGGGGACUGUGUUUGCUCUCCUGGAUAUAUUGGAACAACAACUUGUGUAUUAGUUCCUUUUAAUGUUUCUCUCAUAGUCAACAAAAAUAAUACUUUAGUUCUAUCCUUCAGUGAUAUAUUGCAGGAAAAAUUAAGCUAUGAUCAGAUUUUUAUACAAGUUCAUAAUCAAACGAUAUCAUCUUGGUCUGUAACUUGUAUUUCAAAUAAAGAAUAUCUCAUAUCAUGCGAUUUUAAUGGAGGAAUCUCAGAGGGUACAAUAAUUACAGUAUAUUUUAAUGAUCCAACUGAAAUUUCAUCAAUAUCAGGUGGAGUAAUUCAUGAAAGCUAUUUAUCAGGCUCUCUUUAUUCAUACAUGACCUCUGAGCAGCAAGAAGUCACUCAAAUAAAAAAUCAAGUAUCUUCUGGGUCAACAGUUCUUGUCGGCUCAAGUGUUUCUUUGGCAAUGUUUAGCCCGAACCCUUCUGGACUAUGAGCUAUGCUUAAUACUAUUCAGCUUCUCUCUUACAUAUCUUACGCAAACUACCCUUUAACAGAUAAAGUUUCUGAGUUUUUUAAAUCAAUGAACGGUUUCGGCUUCGUUCCAAACGUAUUUUUAUAUUUUAUUGAUGAAAGCCAGGGUAAUACUCCUUAUUAUUGAGCAAAAAAAUAUGGAUAUGAUAUAGAGCAUUCACCACUAUUGCUUGCCCUGAAGCAAGUUCUCUUGGAGUUCUUAUAAGUCAUCUAAAGGUGAUAAGUUAAAUCCAAGUUGUUAUGAAGAAGUCUGCUCCAAGACGAGCAAUAGCAGUGAAGACGCUAUAGUGACUUGAUAUUUGUAAAUGCGGGAACUGAUUUGACUAUUUUGUUUGGCCUCAUAGCAAUGAUUCCUUUUGUACAUUAUUUUUCUAAAUGCUCUCACAGGUUUUUAGGAAAGAAAUUCAAAAAAUUGCUUGAUGAAUAUAAAUUUAGUACAUUUAUACGAUUAUGAAUAGUAAAUUAUUUGGAGGUUGGUUUUGCAGCUAUAAUAGGCAUUUUUAGAUUAGAUUAGAUUAGAUUAGACGCUAAUAUUUAAAGUCUCUACUUCCAGGAGCGUGUUGACCCAAGCGAAUUGGGUGGCUUUCAUCUUUGGUAACUCUGAGCCCAGGACGAAACCCCUGUUUACUCAGUAGUGGGCCGCCCUAUUAGAUCUGCAGACCGCAGCUGGGCACCACCAUUUCCAACUCAAUCCCUUCGCCGUUAUUUACAACUGUACCUACCCUGGUCAUAUUUGCUCCCUUUUUGGAGCCCUUUUCUGGAGGGAUCGCCAUGCUGAACUUUUGUCGAGCUCGCCUCCCCCUCUUUUUAAGUCAUCCCUAGAAAGAGCUCAGCCACUUUUGUGAUUCGGGGGGGGCCAUCAAGAGCAGCUUGAGCAGGGAAAUCACCCUGCUCCAUUUCAGGCACCCACUGGCUAGGGUGCUGCUAGAAAAAGGGUUCACGAUUAACUGCCCAAGGAUCAGGCCACAAACCAGCAGAUCUGUGCUUCAGCCUAUCGCUUCUAGACUCCUGAUGUUGCUAGGCAAUAUCAUUCCUCCUGGAAGCCAUGCCUGGAUAUGCAUGGGUUACCAUCACAUGAGAGGACGGAUUGGGCGUCAUCCGCCAUUUUAUGUAUAUUAUAAUAGGUAUUUUAAGUGUAGAAAACUAUGGAAGCUUUGAAAAUCCUAUUAAACUUAUUAAUUAUCUUCUCUGCUGAUUUUUCAUCGUAAUAUCAACUUAG
This is a messenger RNA of Blepharisma stoltei, 9406 nucleotides long. The record is from the annotation of a GenBank genome assembly. NCBI's taxonomy places the organism in Eukaryota, Ciliophora, Heterotrichea, Heterotrichida, Blepharismidae.